AAUCUUGGGAAUAAAUUCAUUCAAUCUAUAAAAGAAGAUUGUGGGGAUAAUGUGACAUUGAAUUUACCAACUGUUAAAGGAGAUAAUACUAUAGUUAUCAAAGGACCCGAAGAUGAUGUUAAAAAUGUUAUUACACAAAUUCAGACAAUGGUUGAUGAAGUUCAUAAAUAUGUGUUUGAUUUGAAAGUAAAUCCGAAGUUUCACAAACAUUUAAUUGGAACAAAUGGGGUCAAUGUUAAAAAGAUCAGACAUUUAACGAAUACAAGAAUAAUUUUCCCGUCUGAAACUGAUUCCACUAAUGAAAGUAUAACUAUUGUUGGUAAAAAAGAGAAUGUUAAUAUAGCAAAAGCAAAAUUUGAAGUUAUGAUAACCGAUAUUGGUAAGGUCAUCGAAGAACAUGUAGAAAUCAAUGAAAAGAAUCAUGGCACUUUAGUUGUCAAACAAAAAGAAUGUAUACACAAAUUGAAAAAUGAAUGUGGCGAUGUUAAAAUUGAAUUUCCUAAUCUUGGUGCUGGAGAUAGAGUUGUAAUCAGUGAUAGUAAAGCAGAUGUUGCUCUUUCUAAACAAAGACUUUCAGACCAUGCUAAAGUUUUGUAUUUUGGUGUAGAAAUAAUUGAAGAAGGACUAGGAAAUACUAAUCCUACUGUAUCUGAAGCUCUAGGUUUAUGA
This is a messenger RNA of Sipha flava (yellow sugarcane aphid), 669 nucleotides long. Its product is annotated as vigilin-like. Bases 148 to 669 code for a protein of 173 amino acids. Gene Ontology annotation, molecular function: RNA binding. NCBI's taxonomy places the organism in Eukaryota, Metazoa, Arthropoda, Insecta, Hemiptera, Aphididae. The record is from RefSeq and is a predicted model, not a curated record. The transcript is spliced from 5 exons.